UUUCUCGUUGAUGCUCUUGCGGGUGAUGUUGACGUUGUUGCGUAGUGUCCGAAGUUUCGGGCUAUGGUGUUACGUGUGUGAAGUUCGUCGCUGUCGUUGCAGUUGUUCUGGGAAAUAUUGUUGAAUUUCCGCCUCAUUGGCGAUUUGCUGCAAAUAUUUUUGUUCUGUUUAUCAACAGUGCGUGUUUUUAGUGGUCGAGUAUCGAUAACAAAUCGACUAUCAGUUUGUGGAAACCUUUGGGAAGGGUUCGUUCGUGGUUGCAGUAUGUAUAAUGUCGAUUGAUAAUACCGUCGUGUCAGCAACCGCAGCAGCAGCAUAAGUAGAGGCCGUGCGAAUGCACACCUUCGCUGGCGGAGAAAACAAAAAGCUAAAAAGACGCUCGAUGAGAAGCAGUGGCAAAACAGAAAAUAAGAUCUAAAAGGAAAGUGUUAAAUCACAGUGAAAAGUGGAUUUUUGAAAGUUAGUCGCGGGGUUUGUGUGGUUUUUUUUGUGUGUAUAAAUGUUCUGUGAAGAAGCUCGUUUUGAAUAUUCGAUCGCAAACAUUAUCGAUCGAUUUUAAACAAAAUUAGCGGUGCUAGAUAUAGAUACUGUCUUGCUGAGUCGCCGCUACUACAGUAAAGGAAUUCAUCUACAGCUGCCAAAUGUAAGUCGUCGAACAUGUGUGUUCUUACUGAGUCUGCAAAUAAUUUGAAGCGAUAAACACCCCCACACAUAUGUCGGACAGAAAAGAUUUGUCAUAAGCACAUCAUCACUGAAAAACAUUAAAGAUCACAUUUGACCCACCAUCCGCGCCAAAUGGCCCGCCGCCCCAUUUGACACAACCCACACACACGCAACGCGAAACGAAAAUGCCCAGCAGUUCGAGUGGGCCUCCGCCCCAUUCCGGGCCCUCCGGUUUGGCAGGGCAUCACACUUCAACGCUGAGCCGCCAGCAACGGCCGAAUCACCUGGCACCCGGCUCGUUAAAUGUGGUCGCGAUGGCCGGAUUGGGAGAUCCGCUCCCUCCGGAGACUACUUUUGUCGUGCCUCCGUCGAUAGUUCUUCCGCCGGAAGUUGGCAGUGGCGGCAAUGGAAGUGUUUUCAGUGGCAGCAAUAACAACAGUGGCAACAGUAGCGGUCUAAUAGGUGGCUGCGGGGCAACACGCAACAUCAUCUCCAGCCCCAUCCAGGCCGGUGCGGGACCAUCCAAAGGGCUGCUGAAUGGACCCGGACAGAACAAUUGCUUCCUGAAUUGUGCCGUUCAGGUCCUCUGGCACUUGGAUGCCUUCCGACGAGCGUUCCGGCAGCUCCAGAAUCACGUCUGCGGCGGACAGGAUUGCAUAUUUUGUGCCCUCAAGGAACUCUUCUCCCAGCUGCAGACCAGCUCCGAGCCGGCCCUCUGCCCGGAACCGCUGCGUCGAGCGCUCGCCAGCGGACCGCUGGCCGGUCGUCGUUUCCCGCUCGGCUGUCUCGGUGACGCCGCCGAGUGCUUCGAGCUGCUGCUGCAUCGGGUCCACCAGCAUCUUUCCCCCAGCGAUGGGGACAGCUGCGAGGUUCCGCAGUGCGUCGCUCACCAGCGCUUCGCCAUGCGAGUGGUCGAGCAGAGCGUGUGCGAGUGUGGUGCCAACUCGGAGCAGCUACCGUUCACCCAGAUGGUACACUACGUUUCGGCGUCGGCACUAACCUCGCAGAGUAACCUAUCGGCCCAGAACCAGCAGAGUAUCACCUUCGGUCAGCUUCUGCGCAACGCCGGCAACAUGGGGGACAUUCGGGACUGCCCGAGUGCCUGCGGAGCGAAAAUCGGCAUCCGGCGCGCGCUGCUCAACCGACCGGACGUGGUGUCGAUCGGAGUGGUCUGGGACUCGGAGCGUCCGGCAGCCGACCAGGUGCACUCGGUGCUGAAGGCGGUCGGAACGUCCCUCCGGUUGUGUGACGUCUUCCAUCAGGUUUCCGACCAGCGGUGGGCUCAAACCGUGAGCCACGAGUUGGUCGGGGUGGUGUCCUACUAUGGCAAGCACUACACCACAUUUUUCUUCCACACGAAACUCCGGGUGUGGGUGUACUUCGAUGACGCCAACGUGAAGGAGGUUGGACCCAGCUGGGAGGGAGUGGUGGACAAGUGUUCCCGCGGACGGUACCAACCGCUGCUGUUGCUGUAUGCGCUCCCCCAGCCGCAACCGCAACCCCAACAGAUGAAGACACAGGAGCUGGCUGCUAUGCAGCAGGCGCAACAUCGCAGGGCAGUCACUCCAAGCCCGGAGAAAGCUCCUAUGGGGUCGCAGAUUCGGAGGGCCAUCACACCCACCCCGAACCGGGCGGUCGCCGUAUGCGAUUACCAAAAUCUGAGCGUCAUUCAAAGUAAGAUCUUCCCGAACGAUGAUAAGGAGAACUACAUCAGCCGCAAAGCGGUCCAGAAUGUGCUGAACGCACAACAGUACCAGAAUCUCUCUGUUAUCCAAGACAAAAUCUUCCAACAGCAGCAGCAACCGUCAGACACGGAUAAAGACCAGGUGGGGUAUAUAACGAAGAACGCCCUGAACGCCCAAAUGAGAAAGCAACCGAUGAAUCUACAUCGCAGUUUGAGCGCCGAAUCCGGUCAGGUGUCCCCACCGUCUUCCUCCACGUCCUCCCCGGAUGGUCUGUCAAUUCCGGACCAUCUCAACCAACCGCGUCGACGUGAUUCAGGCAACUGGAGCGGAGAUCGCAACUCCGCGUCCUCCUCGUCGUCAACCACCCUGGAUAAUCCAUAUCUCUAUCUGGUGGGCAAGCGAAAUGGGAGCGUCCCUGUGAGUCCAACCCGCCAGGGUCAGUUCUACGACGCUGGGUACGACUCGUACUCGCUCUCGUCCACCGAUUCCUACCCGCCGAAACACCCAGCCGGUAGCAACAAUAUGCACCUGGCGAAGAUCCCCGAGUCGGUCGUGCUGAGUGGCGAUUGCGAGAAACUCUGCAUGGAAGCGGACCAGCUGCUGGAGAAGUCACGCAUACUGGAGGAAGCACACGAUCUGGAGACGGCGUUGGUGCUUUGCAAUGCGGCUGCCAGCAAAGCGCGUGCCGCGAUGGACGCUCCCUACAGCAACCCGCACACGAUGACCUUUGCCCGGAUGAAGCACAAUACCUGUGUGAUGCGCGCCCGAUCGCUGCAUCGGCGAAUACUGAUCGAGAAGGGAGGCGAGAUCAUAAAGGAGCAGCAGCAGCAACAGCAGCAGCUCGCUUACAAUUUGGCCGGGAUUGGUAGCGGAGGAAUUGCACAUCGAAGGCAGAAUAGUAAAGAAAAGUUGCUUAGCAGUGGCCGCCAGAAUAGCAAAGAAAUGCUUCAUGAAACGGGGGGAUCAACGGCAGCGCACGGUUCGCCCUCGAAGAAUAUUGAAAUUUAUGCCACACUGCCGAAGAAGAAGGUCACCCUGAAACUGGUGGAGGCGGAGAACAUCGAGGAGGUUGUCACUGGGACGGUCGAUGUCAAACCGGAGCGCGAGAGUCGGUCGCUGUUUGGCCGCAGUAAGGACUCCAAGGAGAAGCGGAGUCGCUCGGAGGAUCGGAACAAAAUUAACCGCGAUUUCCAGCUGGCCGAUCCGGCCCUGGUUAAUGCCAAGGAUACCCUCAAGAAGCACAAGGAGGAGAAGGAGUCAGACAAGAAGGAGAAGGAUACGAAGGGGGGCAAGAAGCAGCACAAGAUCCGGAGGAAGUUGUUGAUGGGUGGCUUGAUUCGACGCAAGAAUCGUUCGAUGCCGGAUCUCACCGAGGGAGCGGGAGCGGCGGAUGAGCAACCGGCGGCGGUUGCCCCCGUCAAGCAGAUGGUGUCGAUCGAUGACAGUACGGUAGGACUUAGUUUGACAAAGGAUCCCGCUGCCAGCAGCGGGUAUUUGUCGGAGGGGUACUUCGAUUAUCAGGUAUCCAAUACGAAUCCCAACCUUGAGCGCAGUAAACUUAUGCGAAAGAGCUUUCACGGCAGUGGAAAAACCUUGUCAAUACCGAAGGUCCCGCCACCUCCGCCAGUGCGACUAGGUUCCUCACUAACGGGGCCACCACAGCAGCAAGCGCCACCUGCGUCGCAACCACAACAACCACAACCGCAACAAAUGCUACAAGUGCAGAAGCUUCCGUUGAACGGAGCCAACCUUCGCCAUUUGGAGUUCCAGGAGAAUCACCCGCCGGCUUCCCCACUGGAACCGUAUCACAGGCCGAACCUGUCCAACAUAUCAACCAUGAGCUCGAACACCAGCAUGAGCGAGGAUUCCUGCCAGACCAUCAUAACGACGUGUGCGGUGGUCCACCAGGAGCAGUCCCCCAUCAAACCCCAAGACCAGCAACCCUACUCAUCAUCAGCUUCAGUCGAUGAAGUUGACUCGAUUGUCAAAUACAAUAACCACAACAGCAACAGUAACAGCACCAGCACCAAUGGCAACGGCAGCUCGAUCGGCCCCGGCAUGGAGCUACCGCCCUAUCCGAGCCCACCCUCGACUACGUGCCAUUCCCGUCAGGCUAGCGAAGACUUCCCUCCGCCUCCACCGGCCAUCGAUUUUGAACCACUUAACGAGCAGUUAAGCGAAAUUCAAAGUCUCCAGCAGCAGGGUAAAGUGACAACAACGAUGCAGCCAAUGCACCCGCAACCGAUCCAGAACACCACCAGCAUCCUCGCUCAGCUGCAAGCCAAGCAGCAGCAGCUGAUGAUGAUGAAUAAGCUGCGCGAGCAGCAACAGCAGAAUGCCAACAAUCCAAUCAAUGCCAGCGAAAUCCUGAACGAAACGACACGAUCGGAAGUUUGGUUGAAGGAACUCCAGGCCAAGCAGAUAGCGCUCAAACAGCAACAGCAUCAACAGAAUCAAUCCCCAUCUCUCCAGCAACAGCAACAGCAGCUGCUGCAGCAGCAUGAGCAGGUGAUUCAAACCGCCGGUGAUCAGCGAAGCGUGCGGGAUCUCGCUUCACGAUUCGAGCAGAUCAAGUUGAUACCGAUGCAGCAACAACAGCAGCAGCAACAGCCACAACAACAACCGACACUACAACAGCAGCAAUCGAUGCAUUCCAAUCCAACUAUUCGACCGUAUCCGAGCCAGGAACUGAUGAACGGAGCUAAUAAACAGCCACCGGUGCAGCUUCCGCAAUCGCUACAGCCGCCGAACGUCCGGACCGGUAUGAGUGGACUUCUGGUGGAUCAAAAGCCGAGGCAAACCAUCGCCGAUGCGUCAUCCAGCCGGGGUGUCGAUGAGGUGGAUUGUCCACUACCCUACAAAAUGCUCCCAAAACCACGAUACGACAUCGCUCAGUCCCAAAUCGCGGAGGAGAUCCGGGAGGUGGAAAUGCUCAACCAAGUGGUGCAGCAAACGCUUAACAAUGCGGGUGGAGCCGCCAACAUCCCGGUGGCGGUCGUUGGAAAACGAACCAAAAAGAAGAGCGUAUCCUUCUGCGACCAGGUUAUCCUGGUGGCAACGGCGGAUGAGGACGAGGAGGAUGGUUUCAUUCCGAACCCGAUACUGGAGCGAGUGCUGAGAACGGCUGGCAGUGGUGGAAGCGAUUCCGAGGAAGCACCGAGACAAAAUCAAAACUCCCCGCAGCCGACGCUGUCUACUAGUAUAACAUACCACCCGAUAAAGACCCAAUCGAGUGGCCAAUAUUCGCUGGCCGCCGAUAUGCACAAACAGAAUCUGGAAAUUCAACGGCAGCUGCAACAGCAGCAGCAACAGCACUACCAGACUCAACCGCCGCAGCCGCAGUCGAACGAUAGCUAUCAACAGUACAUGGCUAUUCCCAGCAACUCGGCAGCCUUCAAGAGCCAGCAGUUCCAGCACCAUCAGCCGCAGCAGUAUAAUGAGCUGCCGGUUCAGAAGUCGAUGAUCUAUCAGCCGCCUCCAGUGCCUACCCAACAGUAUCUCCAUCAACAGAAGCAGCGGACGUAUGAUGAUUCUGGGAGUGAACACAGCUUCGAGAUGAGACUGACUGCUCCCCCACCGGUUCCAUCCAGCUACGGAAACGUCCAAUCACCCUACAUGUCCGUACCGUGCCCAAUAGACCAAGGCUUCCAGACGGUGUCGGCUUCCCCCACAAUUACCACCAACUCAUCCGUCAUGAACGGCGCAUCGGCGAAUCCUCACAACGGAAUCCGGCAAAACAUCACAGCCCUGAUGCAUCAUCAACAGCAAAACGGAGCUAUUUUGAGGCAACAGCAACAAUCUCCGCUCAUGAUAUCCCAACAGCAACAGCAGCAGCCUUCCAGCGUCUACCAGAAGCCCUCGAUGCCUGUGAACUUCCAACAACAAUCGCAGCAGCAACAGAACCUUUUACAGUAUAACUCUAACGCCUACACUAGCUAUAACCCGCAGCACCCACAACAACAACAACCAUCCAACCAACCGAUCCCAUCGCCCUACCAGCGAGUGCCGAUGCCUCACUACCAAGACUCACCCUAUCAUGAUCUCCCACUCCCCCAACAGCUAUCCCCACCCGUCCCACAACAACAGCAGCAACAACAGGUUUACCUUCAACCCCCACAACAGCAGUCGCAGCAACAACAACUGAAACCGACCCCCCAGAAGAAAGUCAGCUUCGAGCCGGGCACCAAAGGUGGUACUGACGGUCCACCCUCACCACUGCCCCUAUCUCAAUCCCAAUCCCAACCCUUACCACACUCCACCGACUCCGCCCAGCAGCAGCAACAGGUUGGCCUGCCCGUUACGAGGGUCGCAAUCGCGACCUACAACAGCAGCGCCAUCGUGAAAGCAUCUGCCAAAGCGGUCCAGUGCAACCUCUGCCGAAAGAAGCACUGCAUUCUGCCCGCCAUGUACUGCUCGGACUGCGAGUUCUACAUGAGCCGCUUCCAGGUUCCCGUGCGUAGGUGAUCGCUUCCCACAUUUUCCCGCAGAUGGUGCUCGCGGGAGCAUGCGAGCAAGAGUGUGUAUAAAGGGGGGAAAGUAAGUGCAAAUUAGUUAAUUAGUUGACAACGACAACGCAAAAAAAAACAAAGUGCCUUCAAGGGCGGUCCUCCGCGCCGCCUUAUUUUCCGCUGCUGUGAACUCGCCUUAGAAUUUUGUAAUUUUUGUAGUGCUUAAAAAUUUCUGCUUAUUCGCGUGGCUCUCAGUUUGAAACUGAACGGGGCACCAGCGAGGUGUGUGUUAGGGUAAACCGGGGAGCGGAAUCUCAUUAGACCUGUUUUUGAAAAGCGGUCAAUAUGUGUUUCGCGUUUUGAGCUCGGAUUUGCUGGGAGGGGGAGCCAGGAAGCUCCUGUUGAUUGUGAUAUUUCGUUUACACUCGAUUAGUAAUGUAUUUAAUGAAACAGCAGAUCGAUAAGGUCGUCAUCGUGUUGAGAUUCAGAAAACAAAACGUCCAUUAGUCGCGUAAGAAAUCUUUUUUUUAAAUGUAGUCUUAAUUGAAACCAUAACCAUUCCCCGCGAAUGCGGUCCCGGUAAUGGGACCAGAGGAAAUUUUAUCAAGAUUGAACGAGAAUCAAUGCAUUUUUAAAAACAGCUAGAACGUAAUGAUAGAUUUAGGGAACGAACAAGACAACAAUCCGGUCCAAGCUCCAACUUCGUCGACAUUCCAUUUUUAACGCAUAGUGUGAGUAAACGUAGAGCAAAAAGUGUUUUCCGAAGGAAGACAAAUUUGAUUCCUGCGAGAUGCACACGUAAGUAUUAUACGACAAGGUGAGAUAAUCUGCCAAUCUCCUCGUAUUAAUUUUAACGAAACGAAUAUUUGUUUUUCCUUUUCUGUGUAUAUUCUUUCCGCCUCUUUCCAAAUGUGCUUCUGUAUUGCUAUACUUUCAUAUUUUAAUACUGUUUAUUUUUAAUCGUAAUUGAAAUAAGAUUUAUAACGUAUAUUUAAAACAAUGAAUAAUGAAAUAAAUUUCUUCUCAAUUUUUCCAGAGUAGUGAAAA
This is a messenger RNA of Toxorhynchites rutilus septentrionalis, 7843 nucleotides long. RefSeq lists its product as uncharacterized. The coding region runs from base 849 to 6812 and encodes 1987 amino acids. Gene Ontology annotation, molecular function: cysteine-type deubiquitinase activity. Lineage: Eukaryota; Metazoa; Arthropoda; Insecta; Diptera; Culicidae. Gene Ontology annotation, biological process: protein deubiquitination. The record is from RefSeq and is a predicted model, not a curated record. The transcript is spliced from 8 exons.